Messenger RNA from Rhizoctonia solani, 2016 nucleotides. RefSeq names its product aldehyde dehydrogenase family protein. The transcript has 12 exons. The record is from RefSeq and is a predicted model, not a curated record. Bases 1 to 2016 code for a protein of 671 amino acids. NCBI's taxonomy places the organism in Eukaryota, Fungi, Basidiomycota, Agaricomycetes, Cantharellales, Ceratobasidiaceae. Gene Ontology annotation, molecular function: aldehyde dehydrogenase (NAD+) activity.
AUGGAUGAGGAGAUCAUCUACGACAAUUACGGCGACACCUACGGGGACAACUAUGUAGAUAGCUACGUUGAUUAUGAGACCUUUCCCGAGGACGACUGGAACAAUGCGGAUUAUACGCAGUACUAUGGCGCGGCUGAAAACGAAGGAAUCGAUAUCUUUAUUCCCCUGCUGCUGUUUACAUUGCUCGGUAUCUAUCUUGUCUACAACCGAUACCACACCAUCCGCAACCGGCCCGUUCGCUUCUCUAUUCCCGCUCCCGACGCGUCCUUUAUCAACUGGCGUUCGCUCAUUAUCCCCAAUCCUAAUUUGAUGUCACAUCAAGAUGACCCUAUGCUAUUGCCUAGCCACUCGGAUCCAGCAUGGAGAGAUAUGGUUCAGACUGAUGGAAGUGAAGCUGAAAUUGUCACCGAAAGAAAGUUUGUCACGAGUUUCGAUCCUAGCACAGGGCAACAUAUAGCUACCAUUCCGUGCGACCGGCCAAUUGAAAUUCAUCAUAAAAUUCAGUUGGCUCAGCGGGCACAGACUUAUUGGGCACGGUCUUCUUGGGUUGAGCGUCGACGGGUUUUGAGGUCUCUCUUGCGCUGGACUAUUGAUGAGAAGGAAACUAUUGCUCGCGUUUGUUGUCGUGAUACUGGAAAGACAAUGGUUGAUGCUGCGUUUGGUGAAAUUCUUACCACUUGCUCCAAGGCCACUUGGCUCAUCAAGAAUGGCGAAAAGACACUCCGAACCGAGCGACGAAGCGGCAAUAUCCUUCUCGCGCACAAAGUUUCUACCGUGCAGUACGAGCCUCUUGGGGUCGUGUCUGCCAUUGUCUCUUGGAACUAUCCAUUCCAUAACGUGAUGUCACCUAUCAUGGCAGCUUUGACCGCCGGAAACGGAAUCGUUAUCAAAUGUUCUGAACACGUCGCCUGGUCUUCCCGUUACUUUGUCGCCGCCGUUCGUGAAUGUCUUCGUGCCUGCCGAUGGGAUCCCGAUCUCGUCCAGUUGGUUGUUUGCCUACCUGAAGAUGCUGAAUCUUUGACUACUUCUCCUCUAAUUCGGCACAUUACUUUUAUCGGCUCUGAGGAGGUUGGCCGUCGUGUCGCCAUUGCAGCUACUACCCAUCUCACUCCCUGCACUCUCGAACUCGGUGGCAAAGACCCAGCAAUUGUCCUGCCAGGAACUGACGUGAUGAAAUGGGCAGGUUUGUGGAUGCGUGGGGUUUUCCAAGCUUCGGGACAAAAUUGCAUUGGGAUCGAGCGGUUUAUUGUUCACUCAUCGGUGUAUCCUCAGUUCAUGGCCGAGAUGGACAGGCGCAUCAAGCUGCUCAGGACUGGUAGUGUGUUGAAUGCUAGCGCUGAAGGGUUUGUCCAAAUCGUUGAUGUUGGUGCCCAGAUCUCUAGCGCACGAUUUGCGGAACUCGAACGUCUGGUCCAAGCCGCGGUUGAAGAUGGUGCAGAUCUUGUAGUUGGAGGUGGACGCUGGCGCAACCCCUUCCUCGAAGAGGGAUUGUACUUCUCACCUACUUUGCUCGGAAAUGUUAGUGACCAGAUGGAAAUCGCUCAGACAGAAGUAUUCGCCCCGAUUAUGUUGGUCAUGCCCUAUGAUACGGUCCCUGAAGCAAUCGAGAUCGCCAACUCGACACGCUAUGGUCUUGGUGCUAGCGUUUGGGGACCUGACGAAACGCUUUGCGCGCACGUGGCUAGAGAACUAGAGUGUGGUAUGGUUUCGGUCAACGACUUUGGUGUCUUCUACUUGAACCAAGACCUUCCAUUUGGUGGUGUCAAGGCAUCUGGAUACGGACGUUUCGGUGGUCCCGAAGGCUUGCGAUCGCUCACGAAUCCAAAGGCUGUCAUUGUCGACAAGUGGCCGUGGUUGAUUAGGACUCAGAUUCCACGGGUGCUGGACUAUCCUAUCGGAAGCUUGGUCAAGAGCUGGGAAUUCGUGUCGGGUCUUACAAACUUUGCGUGGGGCGACUCGUACAAGGAGCAAUUCGAUGGGCUGGUCAAGCUCGCACGGGCAGCUCGUCAGCAAUAA